AUGCCCGAUCAACCGCGAGUGAUUCUCGAGAAGUCCCGCACCGUCCGCCGUCGAUACCAGCGCAGCAACCAACGGUUUCAAUUUACGGCAACCCAGAUCGCGCGGAUCGAGCGUGAGCAAGACCGAGAACGUCGAGCACAGAAGCUCCGGGACAAGGAGAAGCGGCGCAUUCAGGAGAAGAAGAAGAAAGCGGAGAAGGAAGCAAAGGCUCGCGAGGAACGAAUCCGUUCCGGUAUCCCGGACCCCAAUGCGCCUUCUGUACCAGCAAGUCAGCCAUUGCUCUUCAAUUUUAUAAAGAAGACACCAUCUGUUCAGCCUGAAAGCCAGGACAGCAAAGAGGAACAGGUCCACACUGAUAGUGGUAGUGGCAGUGACACAGAGGUAGCGACUGAGUUUGAAGAUGAGGAUUUGAGCUUAGAAGAUGAAGAGCUGGACUGUAUGUUCAUGGCUCUUGGUGAGGCGGAAGUAUCUGCGGAUGCGAAUACCGAGGGGACCGGUCUAAAAGACAAAGGGAAAGAUGAUGACGAAUUCUCUGAAUGCUCCGCCUUCUACGAUGAGGACAUUAUUAAAGAGCCCGUGUCUGUUUUAGAAGAACAGGUAUCAGUUACAACUGUCUUGAGCGGCGAUUCCUUCCAAGACGACACGGCAAUCCUCCUAGAGGAGUUUGCACCCGAAUUUGACCCCGGGGCUAGCUUUGACCAAGAAUUAGCUCAGUUGGAUGCGACUUGA
Molecule: messenger RNA, 729 nt
Organism: Aspergillus puulaauensis
Lineage: Eukaryota; Fungi; Ascomycota; Eurotiomycetes; Eurotiales; Aspergillaceae
Exons: 1
Coding region: 1-729 (242 amino acids)
Source: RefSeq, a predicted model, not a curated record